Messenger RNA from Mucor mucedo, 966 nucleotides. RefSeq names its product amino acid/polyamine transporter I. Gene Ontology annotation, biological process: transmembrane transport. Gene Ontology annotation, cellular component: membrane. NCBI's taxonomy places the organism in Eukaryota, Fungi, Mucoromycota, Mucoromycetes, Mucorales, Mucoraceae. Gene Ontology annotation, molecular function: transmembrane transporter activity. Bases 1 to 966 code for a protein of 321 amino acids. The transcript is spliced from 6 exons. The record is from RefSeq and is a predicted model, not a curated record.
AUGGGUGGGCUGGCUAUUUUAAAUCAGUGGAGUGUAUUUUGGUCAUGCACUGGUCUUUUGGUCAUUAUCACAGCUUUAUCUGCACUCGCACCGCAUCGAAGUGCUAGUUGGGUAUUCACCCACUAUCAGAAUCAGACUGGUUUCGAAAAUCCUGGUUACGUAUUAGUUUUAGGAAUGAUUGGUGCAGCUUAUUCAUUAUUCGGCUGUGAAUGUGCGGCAUCUGUUAAUGAAGAGACGAAGGAUGCUGAUAUUUCGUCCCCAAUAGCUAUGGUAUGCUCUAUUGCUGUUUCUUGGGUUGUUGGGCUUGCUUUCUUGAUUGUUCUUUUGUUUUCCAUCCGAGAUAUUGAAUCUGUAUUGAACUCUACACUACAUAUGCCUGUAGCACAGCUGUUUUACGAUGCAAUUGGCAUAUGGGGAACUAUGGGAUUUCUAAUCCUUAUUGUUGUUUGUCAAUUUUGCACUGGUGCUACAACAAUUACUGUGACUUCAAGACAGAUAUAUGCUUUAGCAAGAGACCAUGCCACCCCAAUGAGUAAUCAAUUGAAAAAAAUAAAUUCUCAUCAAUUACCUGGAAAUGCAGUUUGGUUCACAGUAGCAAUGACUUGUAUGGUAAUUCUGCCAUUUCCACUUUCAGAACACUUGUUUGAAACCAUUGUAAGCGCAACAACAAUUACAGUUCAUUUUAGUUAUGCAAUGGUCUUGGGAUGUCGCUUGAUUGCGCCUGAUAAAAAAAGGGGCCGAUUCAGUUUAGGGAGAUGGAGUAGGGCAAUUAAUUUUAUUGGUUUUUUCUGGGCUGUGUUUGCUAUGCUUGCGUUUAUUUUACCCACUUCUUGGCCGAUCACAGCAAACACUUUUAAUUAUGCCGGCUUGGGAUUGAUUGUAGUAAUUACAGCCACUGUAACAUUUUGGAUAGGUUGGGGAAAAGCGCACUAUGAAGGCCCAAAGGCCAUGACUGAUGAUCUUUAA